Messenger RNA from Nicotiana tabacum (common tobacco), 2227 nucleotides. The record is from RefSeq and is a predicted model, not a curated record. NCBI's taxonomy places the organism in Eukaryota, Viridiplantae, Streptophyta, Magnoliopsida, Solanales, Solanaceae.
UUGCAGAGACAGAGACUCGCAACUAUAUAUAGCCGGGCCUUCAAUUGCUGAACCUGAAAAUCCAAAACUGUCUGUUUCUUUGAUCAGAGAGAGAGGAGAAGAGAAACGAUUCAACGACGAAGAUAUUGUUCAGAGGCAGUGUUUUGUAGAAAGAGGAGUCCUUGUGGACCUACGAGCUAUGGCUGGUGCGUGGAAGAGACGCGCAUCCUUGAUCGUUUUCGCAAUCGUCCUGUUCGGGAGCUUGUUCGCAUUUUCUAUAGCUAAAGAAGAAGCUACCAAGUUAGGAACAGUUAUUGGUAUAGAUCUUGGAACAACUUACUCAUGUGUUGGUGUCUACAAGAACGGACAUGUUGAAAUCAUAGCAAACGACCAAGGUAACCGUAUCACCCCUUCAUGGGUAGCCUUCACUGAUGGUGAGAGGCUGAUUGGUGAAGCAGCUAAAAAUCAGGCUGCUGUUAAUCCUGAGAGGACCAUAUUUGACGUCAAAAGACUUAUCGGGAGAAAGUUUGAUGACAAAGAAGUACAAAGGGACAAGAAACUUGUUCCAUAUGAGAUUGUUAACAAGGAUGGGAAACCAUAUAUCCAAGUUAAGAUCAAAGAUGGGGAGACUAAGGUCUUCAGUCCUGAGGAGAUCAGUGCUAUGAUUCUGACCAAGAUGAAAGAAACAGCAGAAGCUUACCUUGGAAAGAAAAUCAAGGAUGCAGUUGUCACAGUUCCAGCAUACUUCAAUGAUGCCCAGAGGCAGGCCACUAAGGAUGCCGGUGUUAUUGCUGGUUUGAACGUGGCAAGAAUCAUUAACGAACCAACUGCAGCUGCCAUUGCCUAUGGAUUAGAUAAGAAAGGUGGUGAAAAGAACAUCCUGGUCUUUGACCUUGGUGGUGGUACAUUUGAUGUUAGUAUCCUCACUAUUGACAACGGUGUUUUUGAGGUUCUUGCCACAAAUGGAGACACUCAUCUAGGAGGAGAGGAUUUUGACCAGAGAAUUAUGGAGUACUUCAUUAAAUUGAUAAAGAAGAAGCAUGGAAAGGACAUCAGCAAGGAUAACAGGGCUUUGGGAAAGCUCAGGAGAGAAGCCGAGCGUGCCAAGAGAGCACUGAGCAGUCAGCAUCAAGUCAGGGUUGAGAUUGAAUCUCUCUUCGAUGGUGUAGAUUUCUCUGAACCACUUACUCGGGCUCGUUUUGAGGAGCUGAACAACGAUUUAUUCAGGAAGACAAUGGGUCCUGUUAAGAAGGCUAUGGAGGAUGCUGGACUAGAAAAGAACCAGAUUGACGAAAUUGUUUUGGUUGGUGGAAGUACCAGGAUUCCUAAAGUUCAACAGCUUUUGAAAGAUUAUUUUGAUGGCAAAGAGCCCAACAAGGGUGUCAACCCCGACGAAGCAGUUGCUUAUGGUGCAGCUGUACAAGGAGGAAUCUUGAGUGGAGAGGGAGGUGAUGAAACCAAAGAUAUUCUUCUACUGGAUGUUGCUCCACUGACUCUUGGUAUUGAAACCGUUGGAGGAGUGAUGACAAAGUUGAUCCCAAGAAACACCGUUAUUCCUACUAAGAAAUCUCAAGUCUUCACCACUUACCAGGAUCAGCAGACAACAGUCACAAUUUCGUCAGAGAAGAUCACCAUUACCAAUGACAAGGGUCGCUUGAGUCAAGAAGAAAUUGAACGUAUGGUCAAGGAGGCCGAGGAGUUUGCUGAGGAGGACAAGAAGGUGAAAGAAAGAAUUGACGCCCGAAACAGCCUGGAGACUUACGUAUACAACAUGAGGAACCAAAUCAAUGACAAGGACAAACUUGCAGACAAGUUAGAGUCUGAUGAGAAGGAGAAGAUUGAAACCGCCACAAAAGAAGCACUUGAAUGGUUGGACGACAACCAGAGUGCUGAGAAGGAAGAUUAUGACGAAAAACUGAAAGAAGUGGAGGCUGUGUGCAACCCAAUUAUCACGGCUGUGUAUCAGAGAUCUGGUGGAGCCCCAGGAGGUGCCAGCGAGGAAUCCAACGAGGAUGAUGAUUCACAUGACGAGCUGUAAUAGAUUUGUAGGUUAUAGUUUUCUGUUGCCAAAUAGACAUACAAUUUUGAUGAUUUCUUUGUGUAAUUUCACCAAAUAGAGGGUGGAACGUAGAACAACUCGGAAGAAACCGUGGGACGUAAUGUCGCUCUGGUAUCCUGCCUCUUGUUCAUUUUUUUCGUACCUGUAUAGAGACGUAAAUCAAUUCAGAAUUCAAAUUUCUUGUAUUCA